Molecule: messenger RNA, 647 nt
Organism: Rhizophagus irregularis DAOM 181602=DAOM 197198
Lineage: Eukaryota; Fungi; Glomeromycota; Glomeromycetes; Glomerales; Glomeraceae
Source: RefSeq, a predicted model, not a curated record
UUCGAAGGAAGGACAAAACAACCAGACUUUGUUGUUUCGGUUAUACACCAACUUCAAACGGUUGCUGAUACUGUUAUAGGAGAGGUCAGCCCCCCGGCUCAAAAAGCAAAUGUUUAUAAAAACUGUAAUGAUCUGAUUCGACUUGGUGUAUUCAUGAAAGACUGUGUGGAUUUUGCUAUAGACAGGGGUGCUGAAAUCAAUGUAAUUGGUUUCCAAUGUGUCGACCAUACGGUCGACUUUUAUGCGACUAAUCUUGUUAAUGGGAUGUAUGUUAUGGUCCAUAUUGGACAAACUACUGUUCCAGUAUCGUUAAAAGAGAUGCUAUCCUUUGUCGAUGAUAUAGAAAUAUUUUUAGGUAUAAGGGAAGUUUUUAUAAAAUCAUUUGACACAUUUUAUGAUAAGAUUCGCAAUCCUAGUUUACCAUCAAAAAACGCAAAAUUUAAACGGGAUACCCUUGCCACACCAAAAUUCAACAAGCUUGUCAGCAGAACGCGAGACUGCCACAGAAGCUGUCCAUUCUGGUAUGGACGUUUUAAAUAAUUGAUAAAAUUUUCAGCAACCAGUAUAUUUAUUACAUGUAUUAUUAUUUUUUCUGAAACAAUAAAUAAGAAUAAAUUAUAAUUGUGUUACUUUUAUAAUGAACAUAU